Messenger RNA from Echinops telfairi (small Madagascar hedgehog), 2800 nucleotides. RefSeq names its product TBC1 domain family member 16 (gene TBC1D16). Gene Ontology annotation, cellular component: early endosome. NCBI's taxonomy places the organism in Eukaryota, Metazoa, Chordata, Mammalia, Afrosoricida, Tenrecidae. Gene Ontology annotation, molecular function: GTPase activator activity. Gene Ontology annotation, biological process: activation of GTPase activity. The coding region runs from base 48 to 2297 and encodes 749 amino acids. The transcript has 11 exons. The record is from RefSeq and is a predicted model, not a curated record.
CCCCACCUGGGCCAAGGCAGGCGGAGGAUGGGAACACCCCUCUCGCAAUGUCCCUUGGCCGUCUCCUCCGCCGGGCCUCCUCCAAGGCCUCAGACCUGCUGGCACUCACCCCGGGCGGCGGCUGUGGCGGGCCCGCGUCCGGCCUGGACGGUGAGAUCGUCUAUUCCAAGAACAAUGUCUGCGUGCACCCCCCUGAGGGGCUGCAGGCCCUGGGGGAGCACCACCCAGGGUACCUGUGCCUGUACACGGAGAAGGAUGAGAUGUUGGGGACCACCCUCAUCCUCGCCUGGGUCCCCAAUUCCCGGAUCCAGAGGCAGGACGAAGAGGCGCUGCGCUACAUCACCCCUGAGAGCUCCCCAGUACGCAAGGCUCCCCGCGUCCGGCGCACCCAGAGCUCGGGGGUUCCCUGCCAGACCUCCCCCCUGGAGCCCAGGACAGCCCUGAUCCCCAAGGACGAAGACAUCCUGGUGGCCGGGAGCACCCGGGACGCCGCUCCCGGGAGCCUGUCCUCGGAGGACGGGGAGAAGCCGGCCACGGGGCUGGGCGAGGAUGGUGGCCACCCGGCCUCGCAGUGCCCCCUCAGCGACUCAGGCGCCCUUUCCACGGUCAGCUCGCAGGACGCGGCUGAGGAAGGCUCCCUGGCGCUGUCGGCCGGCGGCGUGAGCAGGGACAGCUCCUUCGACUCAGACUCGGACGCCUUCUCCUCGCCUUUCUGCCUGUCCCCCAUCAGCGCCGCGCUGGCCGAGAGCAGCAGCCCCCUGUUCUUGGAGAGCGGGGGCAGCUCCCCGUCCAGCGCUGACACCAGCCUGCGUUUUCUGGAGAGCAAUGGGCUGCCCCCUGCGCGCUGGGAGGAGUCUCGGGGCUGCGCCCAGGAACCCACCUGCGGCGUCUUCCGGGUGGACCUGGGCCACAUGCGUUCUCUGCGCCUCUUCUUCAGUGACGAGGCCUGCACCAGUGGCCAGUUGGUGGUGGCCAGCCGGGAGAGCCAGUACAAGGUCCUCCACUUCCACCAUGGCGGCCUGGACAAGCUGACAGACGUGUUCCAGCAGUGGAAGCACUGUACCGAGACACACCUCAAGGAUCAGGUGUCGGACGAGAAGACCCGCAUGCAGUUCUCCAUCCGACGGCCCAAGCUGCCCUCGUCUGAGACCCACCCGGAGGAGAGCACGCACAGGGGCCUGGACGUGGUCACCUGGCUCAGUCACCUGAACGAGCUGGGCCAGGUGGAGGAGGAGUACAAGCUGCGCAAGGCCAUUUUCUUUGGCGGCAUUGAUGGGUCCAUCCGAGGGGAAGUCUGGCCCUUCCUACUGCGCUACUACAGCCCCCAGUCCACGUCCGCAGAGCGUGAGGCCCUGCGGGCCCAGCGGCGCAGGGACUACCUGGACAUCCAACAGAGACGGCUGUCCAUGGCGCCCGAGGCCCACCAGGAGUUCUGGCGCCGAGUGCAAUUCACCGUGGACAAGGACGUGGUGCGCACCGACCGCAGCAACCACUUCUUCCGAGGGGAGGGCAACCCCAACGUGGAGAGCAUGAGGAGGAUCCUGCUGAACUACGCCGUGUACAACCCGGCCAUCGGGUACUCACAGGGCAUGUCGGACCUGGUGGCGCCGGUGCUGGCCGAGGUCCUGGACGAGUCGGAUGCCUUCUGGUGCUUCGUCGGGCUGAUGCAGAAUACCAUCUUUGUCAGCUCCCCCCGGGAUGAGGACAUGGAGAAGCAGCUGUUCUACCUGCGGGAGUUGCUCCGCCUGACCCACCUGGGCUUCUACCAGCACCUGGUGUCCCUGGGCGAGGACGGCCUACAGAUGCUGUUCUGCCACCGCUGGCUGCUGCUCUGCUUCAAGCGCGAGUUCCCAGAGGCUGAGGCCCUGCGGAUCUGGGAGGCCUGCUGGGCCCACUACCAGACGGACUACUUCCACCUCUUCGUCUGUGUGGCCAUCGUGGCCAUCUAUGGAGACGACGUCAUCGAGCAGCGGCUGGCCACUGACCAGAUGCUCCUGCACUUUGGGAACCUGGCCAUGCACAUGAAUGGAGAGCUGGUCCUCCGAAAGGCCAGGAGCCUGCUGUACCAGUUCCGUCUCUUGCCCCGCAUCCCGUGCAGCCUUCAUGACUUGUGCAAGCUGUGUGGGCCGGGCAUGUGGGACAGCGGCUACAUCCCCGCCGUGGAGUGCUCCGGCCACCACCCGGACUCCGACAGCUGCCCCUACGGUGGCCUGGUGGAGACCCCUCUGCCCCAGCCUCCCCGGGAAGGCAGGAAGGGCCCCAAGAUGCCCCGUGAAAGCUUUGUCUUCCGAAGAUAAGACGUGGGUGGGGGGACCCAAGUGACGGUCUGGCAUGUGGGAGGGGUGGGGGGCAGAAAGGGGAGCUUGCGUGUGGACUGCGAGAUCAGAGCUGGACGUGACAGAGCAGGACGCUCACCUGCCUGAGAGCGGCUGGACCGGAGCGAGGCCUACCCAGCCGUUGGGGCUCCAGGCUGGGUUCCCGCAUCACUGGCUCUGAUGGAUGUCAGUGUGCCCCACCAUGAGCACCCAAGGGACCAUGGGCUGCAGGGCAAGAGGACAGCUCACCCACCAGCACCUUCUGAGGCGGGAGAGUCGGAACCACUCCCGCCCCAAGGUCCACCUUGGAAGCAGUAGGCUGUGGUCUGCAUGGGAGAGUGGGGUGAGGCCUGCCCUCCCUGCUGCCCAGGCCACGCCUCCCACAUCUGCCAUGCGGAGGAGCCACCGGUCAGGCCGCAGACUGUGGGAGGUGUGUCUCUGUGUCUCCACAUGGGGGGUCCUCCAAAUACAGCAACCAGCCUGGA